GAUGUUUCCGAACGCAGUCUUGGAGUAGAAAACAGAAUUGUUACUGUUCUUUGUUCUCUCUCAUUUUCGCGCUGUUUCUUGUAUUAUAAUAAUUGUUUUUCUUUAUGUACAUUUGUAAGAAUGUGUAUAUAAAAAAUACGAAAUAUAAUCAAUUUUGCUUGAAUAGAAAUAUUUAAUAUCAACUUUUUAAAAUGCAAGAUCCAAAUGAAGAUACCGAAUGGAAUGAUAUUCUUAGAAGGAAAGGUAUUAUACCUGAAAAGAAAAAAGAGCAAGAAGUUACUGAAGAUCAAAUAAUAAAUCUUUUGGAGAAUACUAUAGAUGAAAAAACAGGGCGUAUUUCUAACAAUUUAGAAGAAAAAACUUUGGACGAGUUAGAUGAACUAGAAGAUGAAGAAGAUGAACGGAUUCUGGAGGAAUAUCGACAAAAGAGGAUAGCAGAGAUGAAGGAAUUAGCAAACAAGUCCAAAUACGGAGAAGUACGAGAAAUAUCUGCAGAAGAUUAUAUUCAAGAAAUUAAUAAAGCUGGAGAGGACAUAUGGGUUAUUUUACAUCUUUAUAAAUCUGGCAUUCCACUCUGUGCUCUAGUCAAUCAAUACCUAGCCAGUUUAGCAAGAAAAUUUCCUACCACAAAGUUUUUGAAAAGCAUCUCUACCACAUGUAUUCCCAACUGGCCUGACAGCAAUCUCCCUACAAUAUUCAUUUAUCAUAAUGGAAAUAUGAUGAAACAAAUUAUUGGACCACUUGAAUUCCGUGGCAUGAAAUUGACUGAAGAAGAAUUAGAAUGGAUGUUGGGACAAGAAAAGGCAAUACCAACAAAGAUUACGGAGGAUCCCCGACCCAAGGUCAGGGAUGUCUUAUUCUCAACUUUGAAGAAUAAAAAUGAUGAUUUUGAGGAUGGUAACGAUUGGUAAUUUUAUAUUAUGAGAUUUGUGUGACACAAGUGAUUAUAUAUAUAAUAAGUUAUUGAUUUGAUAAGUAAAUUAUCAGAUUAACAUUUUAUUUAUUUUAUACAUUUACUGUAACAUAUAAAUGAAUUCAACAUUUAUAAAAAUACUAUUUUCAAAACUGUUAUACUACAUUUUUUUGGCCAUUUAUUAUAAUAAAAUAUUUAAUUACCAUGUUAUA
This is a messenger RNA of Cataglyphis hispanica, 1125 nucleotides long. It is a transcript of the gene viaf, whose product is annotated as viral IAP-associated factor homolog. NCBI's taxonomy places the organism in Eukaryota, Metazoa, Arthropoda, Insecta, Hymenoptera, Formicidae. The record is from RefSeq and is a predicted model, not a curated record. The coding region runs from base 192 to 911 and encodes 239 amino acids. Gene Ontology annotation, cellular component: cytoplasm. Gene Ontology annotation, biological process: protein folding. The transcript is spliced from 5 exons.